AUGGCCAAGUUCAGGGUGAGGGUAUCCACCGGAGAGGGCUUCGGGGCCGGUACGUGGGACAAAAUGUCUGUCAGCAUCGUGGGGACCCGAGGAGAGACCCCCCCACUGCCCCUGGACCAUCUCGGCAAAGAGUUCAACGCGGGCGCAGAGGAGGACUUCGAGGUGACGCCGCCCCAAGACGUGGGUCAGGUGCUGCUGGUGCGCGUCCACAAGGCGCCCCCAGCGCUAUCCCGGGCCCUCGCGCCCUUGGCCGGGGACGCCUGGUUCUGCCGCUGGCUCCAGCUCACGCCGCAAGGGGCCGCGCCGCUCCUCUUCCCCUGCUACCAGUGGCUGGAGGGCGAGGGGAGCCUGGUGCUGCGGGAGGGGACAGCGAAGAUCUCCUGGGAAGAUCACCACCCCACGCUCCAGCAACACCGCAGGGAGGAACUGCAGGCCAGGCGGGAGACCUACCGCUGGAAGACUUACCUCCCAGGCUGGCCUCGGUGCCUCGACGAGGAGACUGUAAAAAACCUGAACCUCAACAUCAAAUACUCUGUGGCCAAGAACACCACCUUCUACCUGCGAGGCGGCUCUGCGUUGGCUGAGCUGAAACUCAAAGGGCUGCUUGACCGCAAGGGGCUCUGGAAGAGUCUGGAGGAAAUGAGACGGGUGUUCAACUUUCGGAAGACUCCAGCUGUAGAAUACGUGUUUGAGCACUGGCAGGAGGACGCCUUCUUCGCCUACCAGUUCCUGAAUGGCCUCAACCCCGUCCUGAUCCGACGCUGUCACCACCUCCCCGAGAACUUCCCUGUCACCGAUGCCAUGGUGGCCCCGGUGUUGGGCCCCGGAACGAGCCUGCAGGCCGAGCUCAAGAAGGGGUCUCUGUUCCUGGUGGAUUACGGCCUCCUUGCUGGGGUCCGCACCAAUGUCAUCAAUGGGAGGCCUCAGUUCUCCACGGCCCCAAUGACCCUGCUAUACCAGCGCCCCGGCCGUGGGCCCCUGCUGCCACUCGCCAUCCAGCUCAGCCAGACUCCCGGGGCCAACAGCCCCAUCUUUCUGCCCAGUGAUGACAAGUGGGACUGGCUGCUGGCCAAGACGUGGGUGCGCAAUGCCGAGUUCUCCAUCCAUGAGGCCCUCACACACCUGUUACAGGCACACCUGGUGCCCGAGGUCUUUGCCCUGGCUACGCUGCGCCAGCUGCCCCACUGCCACCCCCUCUUCAAGCUGCUGAUCCCUCACACUCGGUACACCUUGCAUAUCAACACGCUGGCCCGAGAACGGCUUAUCACCCCUGGGGAGGUGGUGGACAGGUCCACAGGCCUUGGCAUUGGAGGCUUCUCUGAGCUGAUACAGAAGAACAUGGAACAGCUGAACUAUUCUGCCCUGUGUCUGCCUGAUGAUAUCCGGGCCCGAGGAGUUGGAGACAUCCCGGACUACUACUACCGGGAUGAUGGGAUGCAGAUCUGGGGUGCAGUGGAGUGCUUUGUCUCCGAAAUGAUCAGCAUCUACUACCCGAGUGAUGAGUCUGUCCGUGAUGACAGUGAACUCCAGGCCUGGGUGCGGGAGAUCUUCUCCGAGGGCUUCCUAGGCCGGGAGAGCUCAGGUCUACCCUCCACCUUGGGGACGCGGGAAGCCCUGAUACAGUACGUCACCAUGGUGAUAUUCAACUGUUCGGCCAAGCAUUCGGCUGUCAGCGCGGGGCAGUUUGACUUUGGUGCCUGGAUGCCCAACCUGCCACCCAGCAUGCAGCUGCCACCACCCACCUCCAAAGGCCAGGCCAGUCUGGAGGGGUUCUUAGCCACCCUCCCACCAGUCAAUGCCACGUGUGAUGUGGUCAUUGCCCUCUGGCUGCUGAGCAAGGAGCCUGGAGACCGAAGGCCCCUGGGCACCUACCCAGAUGAGCACUUCACUGAGGAGGCCCCACGCCGGAGCAUUGCUGCCUUCCAGAGCCGCCUGGCUGAGAUCUCGCGAGACAUCCAAGAGCGAAACCGCAGCCUGGCGCUACCCUACCCCUAUCUGGACCCUCCCCUCAUUGAGAAUAGCGUCUCCAUCUAA
Budorcas taxicolor (takin) is the source of this 2034-nucleotide messenger RNA. RefSeq names its product polyunsaturated fatty acid lipoxygenase ALOX15B-like. Lineage: Eukaryota; Metazoa; Chordata; Mammalia; Artiodactyla; Bovidae. Gene Ontology annotation, molecular function: protein binding; iron ion binding; arachidonate 15-lipoxygenase activity. Gene Ontology annotation, biological process: lipid oxidation; linoleic acid metabolic process. The transcript has 14 exons. The record is from RefSeq and is a predicted model, not a curated record. Bases 1 to 2034 code for a protein of 677 amino acids.